UCUCAUUAUUGGCCCUUUCUUUCUCCACAUCUUCAGCCACUGGCUUGGACCUAGACUCAGGAUCCUGUCAGCUCCGGGGCCACUUCAGGCUAAAUGGGAUGCACCAGGAUGGAGACCUUAUUCUGGGAGGCCUAUUUGAGGUCCACUUUCUUACUGUGUUUCCAGAGUUGAGCUUCACAAGUGAGCCAGAACAACCCUAUUGUGAACAGUUUGACAUGGCAAGCUUCCAGCAGGCAAUGACUAUGGUUUUUGCUAUUGAUGAGAUCAAUAGAAAUCCCAACCUGCUUCCUAACAUCAUGCUGGGCUACCAUCUGUAUGAUAACUGUGUGAAGCUUGCUGUGGCAUUUCGGGCAGCCACAGCCCUGAUCAGUGGAACUGAUGAAACUGCCUCCAACCUGAACUGCACCAGUUCUCCCCCGGUGAUUGGGAUAGUGGGGGACCCGGGUUCCACUCAUUCUAUUGCUAUCUCUAGUGUGCUGGGGUUGUUUCGGGUGCCCAUGGUGAGCUACUUUGCCACUUGCUCCUGUCUCACUGAUCGGCAUCAGUUCCCCUCGUUUUUCAGGACAAUCCCCAGUGACGCCUUUCAGGUGCGUGCCAUCGUCCAAAUCCUGAAACGCUUCGGUUGGACCUGGGUGGGCCUGGUGUACAGCAAUGAUGACUAUGGUAUCUAUGCUGCACACUCCUUCCACCAGGAUGUUCAGGAACAGCUGGAUGGCUGUGUAGCUUACUCUGAGAUGCUGCCAAGGGACAACAACCGUAGAGAUGUGGAGCGUAUUGUCAGAGUGAUCAAAACCUCCACAGCCAAGGUGGUGGUGGUGAUUUCUACCGAGGCCUACUUGUUGCCACUAAUGGAUGAAGUGUCUCUGAGAAAUGUAACUGGAAAGCAAUGGAUUGCUAGUGAGGCCUGGGCUACUUCGCCCAUCUUCCUCACACCACGCCUGCUACCAUUCCUUGGAGGAACUCUAGGAAUUGCCAUCCGUCGUGGAGAGAUUGCAGGGCUUCGGGACUUUCUGCUACACUUGCGCCCUGACAUGCAACCCACAAACAACAUGGUGCAGAUCUUCUGGGAGGAGAUGUUCGGAUGCAGGUUUGAUUCAGAUGGCACGCAGACUGCCAGGGAAGACGAAAUAAUAUUGUGCACAGGGAAUGAAGAUCUGAGCAGCACAAAUACAGCAUACAGUGAUAUGUCUGAACUAAGAGCUUCUUAUAAUGUAUAUAAAGCAGUUUAUGCACUAGCUCAUGCCCUGCAUGACCUCACACAGUGUCAGGAGGGCAAAGGGCCCUUUAGUGGUCACAGCUGUGCCAGAAUAUCUACCCUACAGCCUUGGCAGGUUGUCCAUUACCUACAGAGUGUGAAUUUUACCACUGGCUUUGGAGACCAUGUAUCAUUUGACAAGAAUGGUGAUCCUUUGGCUAUCUAUGAUGUCAUGAACUGGCAGCCAAACCUGGAUGGGUCAAUCAGGGUCCACACAGUUGGUGUGGUGGAUGAAGCUGCACAGACAGACCAUGUCCUUACAUUGAAUGAGGAUGCUCUGUUCUGGAACUUUGAUACAAAGAAACCACCGAGGUCUGUGUGCAGUGAAAGCUGCCCUCUGGGAACCAGAAGAGCCAGAAAGAAAGGCAUGCCCAUCUGCUGCUUUGACUGUCUGCCCUGUGCUGAUGGAGAGAUCAGCAACACAACAGAUUCUAUUGAAUGCACCGCAUGCCCUGAUGAGUUCUGGUCCAGCCCAGAGAAGGACCGUUGUGUCCCAAAGGAGGUGGAGUUCUUGUCCUAUGAAGAGCCACUGGGCAUCUCCUUAACAACAGCUUCCCUGUUCGGCACCUGCUUCUGCACUGGGGUUCUGGGUGUGUUUGUGCAUCACCGCCACACCCCUGUAGUCCGGGCCAACAACUCUGAGCUGAGUUUCUUGCUGCUCCUGUCACUCAAACUGUGCUUCCUUUGUGUGUUGCUGUUCAUUGGCCAGCCUCAGCUGUGGACAUGCCAACUGAGGCAUGUGGCAUUUGGUAUUAGCUUCGUAUUGAGCGUCUCCAGCAUCUUGGUCAAAACCAUGGUGGUUGUGGCUGUGUUUAAGUCUUCUCGGCCAGAAGGCCAAAAUGCUAUGAAGUGGUUUGGAGUGGCCCAACAGCGAGGUACUGUGCUGGUCCUCACAGCCCUCCAGGUGGUUAUAUGUACAGUCUGGCUGGCUACAGCAUCUCCCACACCCCACAAAAAUACUCGCUAUAUCAGCUCAAAAAUAGUCUAUGAAUGUGCUGUGGGUUCUGUCAUGGGGUUUGCAACUCUAUUAGGCUACAUUGGCCUGCUGGCUGCUGUAAGCUUUCUUCUGGCUUUCUUAGCGAGGAACCUUCCAGAUAACUUUAACGAGGCCAAAUUCAUCACUUUCAGCAUGCUGAUAUUCUGUGCCGUGUGGAUCACCUUUGUGCCUGCAUACGUCAGCUCUCCAGGGAAGUAUUCUGUGGCUGUAGAGGUCUUUGCUAUCUUGGCAUCUAGUUUUGGGCUGCUGGUAGCCAUAUUUGCUCCAAAGUGCUACAUUAUACUCUUGCACCCUGAACGGAAUACCAAAAAGGCCAUCAUGGGUCGACCACCACAAAACAAAUAGCGAUAAAAUAUAUAUUGUUUAAUAAUUAUAUAUUAUUCAACUGUUUGCAUAAUAUGAUGUCUUAUUUAAAGAUUCAUGAAUUACUGUGUGUUGGAUACUGAGAAGAGAAGA
Molecule: messenger RNA, 2708 nt
Organism: Pangasianodon hypophthalmus (striped catfish)
Lineage: Eukaryota; Metazoa; Chordata; Actinopteri; Siluriformes; Pangasiidae
Product: extracellular calcium-sensing receptor-like
Exons: 6
Coding region: 99-2597 (832 amino acids)
Biological process (GO): G protein-coupled receptor signaling pathway
Cellular component (GO): membrane
Molecular function (GO): G protein-coupled receptor activity
Source: RefSeq, a predicted model, not a curated record